AUGAACAUGAUCUCCCCUGAGGUGAUCAAGAGGCUGCAAAUGCCCGAGGAAGAGCUCAAAAAGACAGGGAUAUUUCAGAGAAUCAACCCGGGAAGGAGCCAGCCAAAAGGAAAGAACACGCUGCUGGUGAUGUUUGGCGGGGAGCUGAAUUAUAGGACCGAGAAGAUCGUGUUCGAUGUUGUCAAGGUCCCCUUUCUAUUCAAUGGAAUUAUUAGCCGCCCAACCUUCGCCAAAUUCAUGGCGGCAUCCCACUAUGCCUAUGAUACCCUGAAGAUGCCAGGGCCCAUGGGUGUCAUCACUAUCAACUCCGACAAGAAAGAUUUAGUCAUAUGCGUAGACAAGCUUUACAGAGAAGCGAUGGCAGUAGAGUCUGUCAAGACCAAGGGCCCCGCCAAGGAAAGGAAAAGACAGAAACCCGGCAAGACAUCUAGCUAG
Molecule: messenger RNA, 435 nt
Organism: Aegilops tauschii subsp. strangulata
Lineage: Eukaryota; Viridiplantae; Streptophyta; Magnoliopsida; Poales; Poaceae
Source: RefSeq, a predicted model, not a curated record